AUGCACGCCCACCGGCUCCACUUCCUCCUUCUGCACAUCUGGUGGGCCCUCCUCCAGGCGGGCGCCGCUACAGUAGCCCCCGAUCCCCUACGUACGAGGGGGCAGCCCUCAUCGCCGUCCCCUCUGGCGUACAUGCUGAGCCUCUACCGCGAACCGCCCCGGGCGGACAUCAUCCGCAGCUUGCAAGCGCAAGAUGUGGAGGUGGACGGGCAGAAUUGGACCUUUGCUUUUGACUUCUCCUUCCUGAGCCAAAAAGAGGAUUUGGAGUGGGCUGAGCUCCGGCUGCAGCUGUCCAGCCCUGUGGACCUUUCCCCUGACGUCCCGCUCUCCAUUGAGAUUUUCCAUCAGCCAAAGCUGGAGGCAGAUCAGGACCCAGCCAGCUGCCUGGAACGUCUUCGGAUGGAACUGUUCACUGUCACUCUGUCCCAGGUUACCUUUUCCUUGGGCAGCAUGGUCCUGGAGGUGACCAGGCCACUCUCCAAGUGGCUGAAGCACCCCGGGGAGCUGAAGGAGCAGAUGUCCAGUUUGGCUCGAGAGUGCUGGCAGCGGCCUCCCACGCCACCUGUCACCAGUGUGCUCCUCCUGCUCUACUCCAACCUCUCUCCUGAGCAGAGGAGGCUGGGUGGCCCCACCUUGCUGCGGGAAGCUGAGAGCUCCUGGAGGGCCCAGGAGGGACAGCUCUUCCGGGAGAGGGGCAGGAGGCACCCUCGGCAUCCGUUGCCCGACAGAAGCCAACUGUGUCGGAAGGUCAAGUUCCAGGUGGACUUCAACCUGAUUGGAUGGGGCGCCUGGAUCAUCUACCCCAAGCAGUACAACGCCUAUCGCUGCGAGGGCGAGUGUCCUAACCCCGUGGGGGAGGAGUUCCAUCCGACGAACCACGCGUACAUCCAGAGUCUGCUGAAGCGGUACCAGCCCCACCGAGUCCCCUCCACCUGCUGUGCCCCCGUGAAGACCAGGCCUCUGAGCAUGCUCUAUGUGGACAAUGGCAGGGUCCUCCUGGACCAUCACAGAGACAUGAUUGUGGAGGAAUGUGGGUGCCUUUGA
Molecule: messenger RNA, 1044 nt
Organism: Artibeus jamaicensis (Jamaican fruit-eating bat)
Lineage: Eukaryota; Metazoa; Chordata; Mammalia; Chiroptera; Phyllostomidae
Gene: NODAL
Product: nodal growth differentiation factor
Exons: 3
Coding region: 1-1044 (347 amino acids)
Biological process (GO): SMAD protein signal transduction; BMP signaling pathway
Cellular component (GO): extracellular region
Molecular function (GO): growth factor activity; type I activin receptor binding; cytokine activity
Source: RefSeq, a predicted model, not a curated record